AUGGAGGGAUCCGCCGCCGCGCCGCUCCGCACGCGCGUCUGCAUCAUCGGGAGCGGCCCCGCGGCGCACACGGCAGCCAUCUACGCGGCCCGCGCGGAGCUCAAGCCCGUGCUCUUCGAGGGCUGGAUGGCGAACGACAUCGCCGCGGGCGGGCAGCUCACCACCACCACCGACGUCGAGAACUUCCCGGGCUUCCCCAACGGCAUCAUGGGCGCCGACCUCAUGGACAACUGCCGCGCGCAGUCCCUGCGGUUUGGCACCAACAUCCUCUCCGAGACCGUCACCGCCGUCGACUUUUCGGCCUGCCCCUUCCGCGUCACUGCCGACUCCACAACCGUCCUCGCCGAUGCGGUCAUCGUUGCCACGGGCGCCGUCGCGCGGCGCCUCCACUUCCCCGGGUCCGAUGCAUACUGGAACCGCGGCAUCUCCGCCUGCGCCGUCUGCGACGGUGCCGCCCCCAUCUUCCGUAACAAGCCCAUCGCUGUCAUAGGCGGGGGCGACUCCGCUAUGGAGGAGGCCAACUUCCUCACCAAGUACGGCUCCCACGUCUACAUCAUCCACCGCCGGAAUACCUUCCGUGCUUCCAAGAUCAUGCAGGCCAGGGCUCUCGAGAACCCCAAAAUCAAGGUCGUCUGGGACUCGGAGGUUGUCGAGGCCUAUGGCGGCGCAGACGGCGGCCCAUUGGCUGGCGUCAAGGUCAAGAACCUGCUGAAUGGUGAGGUCUCGGAUCUUCAGGUGGCCGGCCUGUUCUUCGCCAUCGGGCACGAGCCGGCGACCAAAUUCCUGGGCGGGCAGCUCGAACUCGAUUCAGAUGGAUAUGUGGCAACCAAGCCAGGUUCCACUCACACCAGUGUCAAAGGGGUCUUUGCUGCUGGCGACGUGCAGGACAAGAAGUACCGCCAGGCCAUUACUGCCGCUGGAUCAGGUUUCACUCUACUUCUCUAUGAUAAUAUGAUUUUGUCUUUCAAAGUGAUUAAUGUUCAUACAUAUCAAUCAGGGGAGCUUCUAUUCCCCAGUGAGUUUCAGUAG
This is a messenger RNA of Miscanthus lutarioriparius, 1029 nucleotides long. The record is from the annotation of a GenBank genome assembly. NCBI's taxonomy places the organism in Eukaryota, Viridiplantae, Streptophyta, Magnoliopsida, Poales, Poaceae.